ACUCAGCGGGCUCCCAGGGAAAAGCAAGAGUGUCCUGAGCCUGAGGCCGCGGCGACAGAGCCAGGCGAAGGAACCUGUGUGCCCCUCUCCCCGCCAGCCCUUCUUCGAGGGCGGAUGUGCGCCAGGCCAGAGAAGGCGGCGGCGGGCCGAGAGGAAUCCAGCUCGGCCCCGCAGGCCUCCGGCCACAGCCAUGCGACGCCCGGGGCGAGGCCUGGACUGGUCGCCCGGGCCACAGGAGCUCCGGAGCCCCAGGACCAUGGACACCCUCAACAAGAACCAGGGGGUCCCUGGAUGCAAGACCCAAGCUGUGGUGCAGAAAGGACCCCUGGACCUGAUUGAAACGGGCAAAGGGCUGAAAGUGCAAACGGACAAACCCCACCUGGUGAGCUUGGGCAGCGGGCGGCUCAGCACGGCCAUCACCCUUCUGCCUCUGGAGGAAGGGAGGACGGUGAUUGGCUCUGCAGCUAGGGACAUCUCACUGCAGGGUCCAGGCCUGGCACCAGAGCACUGCUACAUCGAGAACCGACGGGGCACCCUCACCCUCUACCCCUGUGGCAAUGCCUGCACAAUUGAUGGGCUCCCCGUCCGGCAGCCCACUCGGCUCACUCAGGGCUGCAUGUUGUGCCUGGGUCAGUCCACCUUCCUCCGCUUUAACCACCCUGCUGAAGCCAAGUGGAUGAAGAGCAUGAUUCCUGCAGGGGGCAGGGCCCCUGGCCCCCACUACAGCCCUGGCUCAGCAGAAUCAGAAAGCCUGGUGAAUGGGAAUCAUACCCCACAGCCUGCCACCCGGGGACCCUCAGCCUGUGCCAGCCACAGUUCCCUGGUGAGCUCUAUUGAGAAAGACCUGCAGGAAAUCAUGGAUUCACUGGUGCUAGAGGAGCCUGGAGCUGCAGGCAAGAAGCCUGCUGCAACUUCCCCGCUCUCUCCGAUGGCCAAUGGUGGGCGCUACCUGCUGUCCCCCCCAACCAGCCCCGGGGCCAUGUCCGUGGGCUCCAGCUAUGAGAACACCUCUCCAGCCUUCUCUCCACUCUCCUCACCAGCCAGCAGUGGGAGCUGUGCUAGCCACUCACCCAGUGGGCAGGAGCCAGCACCUUCCAUGCCCCCACUGGUGCCAGCUCGCUCCUCUAGCUACCAUUUGGCCCUGCAGCCCCCACAGUCACGACCGAGCGGUGCUCGCUCCUCUGAGAGCCCGCGGCUGGGCAGGAAGGGGGGUCACGAGAGGCCCCCUAGCCCUGGCCUCCGAGGUCUGCUGACAGACAGCCCAGCCGCCACUGUCUUGGCGGAGGCCCGCAGAGCCACCGAGAGCCCCCGGCCGGGCGGGCAGCUGCCUGUGGUGGCGAUCAGCCUGAGUGAUUACCCGGCUUCCAGCGCCCGCAGCCAGCCCACCAGCAGCAUUCCUGGCAGCCCCAAGUUCCAGCCUCCAAUCCCUGCUCCCCGAAACAAGAUGGGCACGCUCCAGGACCGCCCUCCUAGCCCUUUCCGAGAGCUGCCCGGCACUGAACGCGUGUUGACGACCAGCCCCUCACGGCAGCUGGUGGGUCGAACGUUUUCGGAUGGGUCGGCCACCCGCACCCUGCAGCCUCCCGAGAGUCCCCGCCUGGGCCGGCGGGGCCUGGACAGUAUGAGAGAACUGCCUCCCUUGAGCCCAUCUCUGUCCCGAAGGGCUCUCUCCCCGAUGCCUGCUCGGACCACCCCAGAUCCCAAGCUAACCAGGGAAGUGGCAGAGAGUCCCCGGCCCCGGCGCUGGGCAGCCCAUGGGGCUUCCCCAGAAGACUUCUCGUUGACGCUGGGGGCGCGGGGCCGCCGGACACGGAGCCCCUCACCCACACUUGGGGAGUCCCUGGCACCCCGCAAGGGCAGCUUCAGUGGCAGGCUGAGCCCGGCUUAUAGUCUGGGCUCUUUGACUGGGGCUUCGCCCCGUCAGAGCCCCCGUGCCCAGAGGAAGCUCUCCAGCGGGGACUUGCGGGUACCUGUCACUCGGGAGCGAAAAAAUAGCAUCACAGAGAUCAGUGACAAUGAGGAUGACCUCCUGGAGUACCACCGGCGGCAGCGCCAAGAGCGGCUUCGGGAGCAGGAGAUGGAGAGGCUGGAACGCCAGCGCCUGGAGACUAUCCUGAACCUGUGUGCCGAGUACAGCCGGGCUGACGGGGGACCUGAGGCCGGGGAGCUGCCCAGCAUUGGCGAGGCCGCAGCGGCCUUGGCGCUGGCAGGCCGGAGGCCCUCACGAGGCCUUGCAGGGGCCACUGGGACCUCUGGGCGGAGCACUGAGGAGCCUGGAGGGGCCACCCAACGCCUGUGGGAGAGUGUGGAGCGCUCGGAUGAGGAGAAUCUCAAGGAGGAGUGCAGUAGCACUGAGAGCACCCAGCAGGAGCACGAAGAUGCACCCAGCGCCAAGCUCCAGGGAGAGGUGCUGGCCCUGGAAGAGGAGCGGACUCAGAUGCUGGGGCGAGUGGAGCAGCUCAAAGUCCGUGUGAAGGAGCUGGAGCAGCAGCUGCAGGAGUCAGCCCGAGAGGCUGAAAUGGAGCGGGCGCUGCUGCAGGGGGAGAGGGAGGCAGAGCGGGCACUUCUGCAGAAGGAACAGAAGGCGGUGGACCAGCUGCAGGAGAAGCUGGUGACCUUGGAGACGGGCAUCCAAAAGGAGAGGGACAAGGAGAGGGCGGAGCUGGCCGCGGGACGGAGGCACCUGGAGGCCCGCCAGGCGCUCUACGCCGAGCUCCAGACGCAGCUCGAUAACUGCCCCGAGUCAGUGCGGGAACAGUUACAGGAGCAGCUGAGAAGGGAGGCAGAGGCCUUGGAGACUGAGACCAAGCUCUUUGAAGACUUGGAGUUCCAGCAGCUGGAGCGAGAGAGCCGGGCGGAGGAGGAGCGCGAGCUGGCGGGCCAGGGGCUGCUCCGGAGCAAGGCCGAGCUGCUCCGCAGCAUCGCCAAGAGGAAGGAGCGCCUGGCAGUCCUAGACAGUCAGGCUGGGCAGAUCCGGUCCCAGGCUGUGCAAGAGUCUGAACGCCUAGCCCGGGAAAAGAAUGCCUCCCUGCAGCUGCUGCAGAAGGAGAAGGAGAAACUGACUUUGUUGGAAAGAAGAUACCACUCACUCACAGGGGGCAGGCCUUUCCCGAAGACCACAUCGACCCUCAAAGAGUACGUGACGCUUGAGCAGCUAAAGGCGAUGUGGGGCACCUUGCCCGUGCCCACAGCCCCUGCGCCAGGCCUGCCUUCCUGGGCCUCUGCCUCCCGGGACCUGGUUCCCACCACCUGCCUUCCUCCCGUGCUGCCCUCUUCCUCCUCCUUCGCUUCUGUCACGCCUUCACCCCAGAUGGAGAAGCUGCUGCUCCCUGCUGUAGACUUAGAGCAGUGGUACCAGGAGCUGAUGGCCGGGCUGGGGACCAGCCCCACUGCAGCCUCCCCUCGCUCCUCUCCCCCACCUCUGCCUGCCAAAGCUUCCCGUCAGCUGCAGGUUUACCGCUCCAAGAUGGAUGGUGAGGCCACCAGCCCCCUGCCCCGGACCCGCAGUGGCCCCCUCCCCUCUUCCUCUGGCUCCUCCUCCUCCUCCUCCCAGCUCAGUGUGGCUACCUUGGGCCGUAGCCCCUCCCCAAAGAAUGCUCUACUCACCCAGAAUGGCACAAGCAGCCUCCCUCGCAACCUGGCAGCCACGCUGCAGGACAUUGAGACCAAGCGCCACCUGGCCCUGCAGCAGAAGGUCGAGUCGCUUCCUGCCGAGCCCCUCCCAACCGACGACCCAGCAGGGCAGCAGGUGAUCGAGGAGCAGCGACGGCGGCUGGCUGAGCUGAAGCAGAAGGCGGCGGUUGAGGCGCAGUGCCAGUGGGACGCCCUGCACGGGGCGGCGCCCUUCCCGGCUGGCCCCUCUGGUUUCCCACCGCUCAUGCACCAUUCCAUCCUGCAUCAUCUGCCGGCCUCGCGGGAGCGUGGGGAGGAGGGUGAGCAUGCCUAUGACACACUGAGCCUGGAGAGCUCGGACAGCAUGGAGACCAGCAUCUCUACCGGGGGCAACUCGGCCUGCUCCCCCGACAACAUGUCCAGUGCCAGCGGCCUGGACAUGGGGAAGAUUGAGGAAAUGGAGAAGAUGCUGAAAGAAGCCCAUGCGGAGAAGAGCCGGCUCAUGGAGUCAAGGGAGCGGGAGAUGGAGCUGAGGCGCCAGGCCCUGGAGGAGGAGCGGAGGAGGCGGGAGCAGGUGGAGCGGAGGCUGCAGAGCGAGAGUGCCCGGAGACAGCAGCUGGUGGAGAAGGAGGUCAAGAUGCGGGAGAAACAGUUCUCCCAGGCACGACCCCUGACCCGCUACCUGCCAAUCCGAAAGGAAGACUUUGACCUGAAGACCCACAUCGAGUCGUCAGGCCAUGGUGUGGACACCUGCCUGCACGUGGUGCUCAGCAGCAAGGUCUGCCGUGGCUACUUGGUCAAGAUGGGCGGCAAGAUUAAAUCAUGGAAGAAACGCUGGUUUGUCUUCGAUCGUCUCAAACGUACCCUUUCCUAUUAUGUGGACAAGCAUGAGACGAAGCUGAAGGGGGUCAUCUACUUCCAGGCCAUCGAGGAAGUGUACUAUGACCACCUGCGCAGUGCGGCCAAGAAGAGGUUUUUCAGCUUCACUAUGGUGACUGAGAGCCCGAACCCGGCCCUCACCUUCUGUGUGAAGACCCAUGACCGGCUGUACUACAUGGUGGCCCCAUCUGCAGAGGCCAUGCGCAUCUGGAUGGACGUCAUUGUCACCGGGGCUGAGGGCUACACUCAGUUCAUGAACUGACCGGAAUGGGCCUCCUGGACCCUUGGGCCAGCCGCAGGACCCAUGCCCAACUGUCUGCUGCUCUGCUCGCCCCUAGAGACAGGUCACACCCUGGGCCCCAGGCCUCACAGAAGUGCUCCCAGAUGCCCUGGAGGGCGGAGCGUGACUGGGGCUUUUGUACAAGAAGACUCUGUAAUGUUCUAUAAGGAGCUCGUCCUGUGAGGCUCUGGGCCCCGGCCCCCUAAAGAACCAGCCAGGAGACAAAAGCUGGGGAGGGGACUUUGCUGCCUCCUGGGGGCCCAGAACUUGCAAUAACCCUCAGGGUCCUGCCUGGGGCCCAGCCAGGCUGAGGAGCUGUCACAGAGGGGCCCCUCCACUCUGACCUGGCACCUGCACUCCCCAGCUUGUGUUCUCUUUUGUAAAGGACAAAUUAUGGUACCAGAAUCUGCCAAAGAUCCCCUCUUGCCUCAGCCCCCUUUGCAAGGGCCUUGGGGGCUGAGCAGAGCCACAUCCAGAGUGGGGUAACAGCUCAGGCGGUGUACUUCUCAAACCCCGCUCUUUCCCACUGUUGUCCUGUGUUUAUAUUUUUUUUUAUUACUUUACUCAAGGGCCAGAGACCUCAGAUAUCAUCCUUGAGGUCCCCAAGCCCUAUCCCCUUUACACAGACCCAUCACCAUGGUCACCAUAGUGACUGCUUCAUCGCCAUGGUUACACACUUAUUGCUGUGGCUCCGUGGCUCAGCCCACAGCUUCAGCUGUGGCCCACCUGAGGGUACGUGCCAUCAUUUCUCCAGCCCAGGCCCUUGGGCAUCUCCUGCUGGGGGGAAGGACUGAACACCUCCCUGCCCCCGCCUGUGUCUCCAGGCCCUGAUACACAGCCUGCGGCCCCCCAGUCUAGCCCUCUCCCCUCCACUCGUGCCUUGCUUUAGAGCCAGAAGGGACGAAGCCUGGAACUGGAGACCAGAGGAGGAGCCAUUGGAUGGGAGAGGUAGCGAGAAGGGCCAUCCCUGGGGUUCUGUACAGGGCUGAGUUUCGGACGGACAGAGGACUGUUCAGAUGCUCCCUGAAGGAAGUCCUGAGCAGGAGAGGAAGUAGCAGGGGGAGCCCCUGAGGUCCAGUCGCCCUCCCUGCAGCUUCGGAAGGUGAUGAAAAUGGAGGGCAGAGGACCAGGCCUCCAGCUGUCUGGGCUCAGCCCUUCACGCCUUAACACUAAGCCCACCUCCCUGUCCCCUUCCCAGCUCUGGGCCAUGGUUGCUGGACCUGGGCUGGGUGAUUUUCAGUAUUUGUAAGCAUCUCAGCAGAACAAUAAAGCAUUUGGACUAUG
This is a messenger RNA of Vicugna pacos (alpaca), 6055 nucleotides long. NCBI's taxonomy places the organism in Eukaryota, Metazoa, Chordata, Mammalia, Artiodactyla, Camelidae. The record is from RefSeq and is a predicted model, not a curated record.